GGAUAAUCUUCGUACCUGGCAACCCCGCCGGCCCUCAGACGGCCGAUCCUCCUGCAUCCUGGUACUUACCUUCAUCCUGGUAACUCACAAGUCCCCGGACCAAAAACAGGAAGUGCAGCAUGAGUUCAGCUGCAGAGGACGAGCAGGCUGCAGCGCUACAAACCGUCAAGUCCGUCACUCUCACUCAGGACAGUGAUGGAAGCAUCAUCCUGCACUGUCCUCCCAAUGACGAGGACUCGGGGCCCCUUCAGAAGAAGCUGCGCCUCUCUACAGAAGAGCAGGAAGACUUGGACACUCCUCAGUUCUCUGUGGUCACCUUACCGAUGUCGGAGAACGACGAAGGCUUCGAGGUGACGAUGACGGCCACAGCAGGCGGGGAUCUCUCCGAGGAAGGAGUCGCUCAGAUUCAGAUUCUGCAGGAGGAUGAGGACUCUCUCUCGCCCAAUCAGAAGUCAGAGGUGUCUCCUGUCAGUCAGGCCUGGUUCACUACGAAAGAAGACAAAGACACGCUGGCGAACAAAGGUCACAAGUGGAAGCAGGGCAUGUGGUCCAAAGAGGAGAUCGACCUUCUGAUGAGCAACAUCGACCAAUACGUGAAGGGCCGAGGCAUCGAGGACCCAGCGGAGAUCAUCUUUGAGAUGUCCAAAGAGGAGAGGAAGGACUUCUACCGCUCCGUGGCGUUGGGGUUAAACAGGCCGCUGUUCGCCGUCUACAGGCGAGUUCUACGGAUGUACGACAACAGGAACCACGUCGGGAAGUACACUCCUGACGAGAUCGAGAAGCUCAAAGCGCUCAGGGAGAAACACGGGAACGACUGGGCGACCAUCGGAUCAGCUCUGGGUCGCAGCGCCUCUUCCGUCAAAGACCGCUGCCGACUCAUGAAGGACACCUGCAACACAGGUAAAUGGAGCGAGGAGGAGGAGCGACAUCUGGCUGAGGUCGUGUACGAGAUGGCGGGCGUGACGCCGGGGUUGGCGGUCACAGGAGGCGUUUCCUGGGCGACGGUCGCCGAUCAGGUUCGAACGCGCUCAGAGAAACAGUGUCGGUCCAAGUGGUUGAACUACCUGAACUGGAAACACAGCGGAGGAACCGAGUGGAUGAAGGAGGACGACCUCAACCUCAUACGCAGGAUAUCGGAGCUGGAGGUGGAGGAUGAGAAUGAAAUCAAGUGGGAGGAUCUGGCCGGCGGGUGGAGCAGCGUCCGGUCGCCUCAGUGGCUGCGGUCCAAGUGGUGGAGCAUCAAGAGACAAGUCGCCAACCACAAGGAGAUCCCCUUCAACGUCCUCCUGAAGGGUCUCCAGGAGCUCAUGGUGUCCUCACAGACCGCGUCAGGACCGGGGAGUCCCUCCUGCUCCUCCUCUUCCUCGCUCCAGAUCCGACUCACCCGAUUGGAGGAGAGCCCCGCCCCCAGCUCUGUGGCCGCGCUGCAGAUCCCCGUACAGAUCCCGCUGCAGAUCACACACCUGGAUCCUUCAGCCGCCGCCGCCGGCGACAGUGAGACCAUCACCCUGAACACGGGAGCACUGCAGACCUUCGAGAUCCUGCCUUCCUUCCACCUGCAGCCCACCGGCACCCCGGGGACCUACUACCUCCAGACGACGUCCAAUCAGGGCCUGCCGCUCAGUUUAGCCAAUAACGGCACGGUCACCUUGACGACGGGCUCCUCUCCCUCGUCACACGAACACAUCAUCCUUCACAGCCUGUCGGCGGACGGCCUCUGCUCCAGCGACGGCGUCAUCAUCCAGACGGUCACCUCUGACCCCGCCUCCUCGGACCCUCUCUGCCAAUCACAGCUGGUCGUGGAGACGGAGGUGCGGAGCCAGGACGACCACCUCGACGCCACGAGUCUCCUGGAGGUGUCGGAGAACGUUGUCACGGAAACUCAGGAGCCAAUGACAGACGGCUUCACAGACAAGGAGCUGAGUUCACAGUCUGUUGAGGGUUCAGUGGUGCAUUCUGGGAUAACAUCUGGCAGCGCCGUGCUGAUCGUGUCUCCUCCCAACAUCAGCAGUACACUAACAGAUCCCAUCCUGGAGAACCAGGAAGUGUCCGACUGAGCUGGACUCACAGGACGGACUACAGGAGGAGGAGGCUGCUUCUUCUUCUGUGGUGAAGCUGCUGCACAGGACGACAGCACAGGACGAGGAGGCUGCUUCUUCUUCUGUGGUGAAGCUGCUGCACAGGACGACAGCACAGGAGGAGGAGGCUGCUUCUUCUUCUGUGGUGAAGCUGCUGCACAGGACGACAGCACAGGAGGAGGCUGCUUCUUCUUCUGUGGUGAAGCUGCUGCACAGUUAAAUUAAACUGAACUUUUGAGCUUUAUGUGUGUAAAGCUUCGAGCUGAACCCCUGGACUAAAUGUGAACGCAGCGCUGCACCGACAGACCUGCUGCACGGCCAAAGACACUCUACAGACUGAAGGAUGUGACCUCCGUCCUUAAAUGUUCAUACGUAUAUAUAUAAUUAAAUAAACACUGACGAAGCAAAUUGAAUAAUUUCCCUUUUCUCAUUGUAAAAAUAAACUAUUUCAGAGCUCUUUUCUUUUCUCUGAACUUAAAGAAAGUUUAUUUUAAGCUUCUGAUCUUUAGGUUUCUCUCACACGAUCAACACAAUUCUGUAAAAUAUGAAUUCCUCUUUAGUGAUUUGAUCGGCUUCUCUGAUAUUUCUUUUAACUGUAACUUUAUCAAUAAAAACACUUUGUUAUGU
This is a messenger RNA of Cottoperca gobio, 2705 nucleotides long. RefSeq names its product cyclin D binding myb-like transcription factor 1 (gene dmtf1). The record is from RefSeq and is a predicted model, not a curated record. Gene Ontology annotation, molecular function: DNA-binding transcription factor activity, RNA polymerase II-specific; RNA polymerase II cis-regulatory region sequence-specific DNA binding. Lineage: Eukaryota; Metazoa; Chordata; Actinopteri; Perciformes; Bovichtidae. Gene Ontology annotation, biological process: regulation of transcription by RNA polymerase II. Gene Ontology annotation, cellular component: nucleus.